CUCACUCUCAGUGCGCUGUUGCCAACCAGCAUGCUGCGGAUACUGUCGCUCAAAUUUGGCCGCGUCUACCGGUGCGGCAAGUUCCUCUUCAUCGUAGCUCUUUUUGUGAUCCUGCUGAUGAACACUCACAACCUCUUCGCCUCUUUCCAGAGAAACGAGCUCACCGACCGGCGAUUCAUCGGCCUCAACAAGUGUCCGGCCUGCUUUGGCACUAGCUGGUGCCGCAAGUUCAUGAACGGCCAGGUGACCUUCGAGAUGUGGGGUCGCCUGCGCUUCCUAGACUUUUUCAACGUAAAGAACGUUUAUUUCGCUCAAUACGGAGAACCCAGGGAAGGAACGCGCAGGGUCGUGCUCAAACGCCUGGGCUCCAACCAAGAGCUCGCAGAGAUCGAUCAGAAGAUCUGCAAACGGGCCACUGGAAGACCUCGCUGUGAUCUCAUUCAGGGUAUGUACAAAACGGAGUUCGCCCGACUUAACGGGGACGUAAGGCUGCUGACCCCAGAGGUGGUGGAGGGCUGGUCGGAUCUGGUGCACUGCCCCUCGCAGAGGCUUCUGGACCGGGUGGUCAGGAGGUACGCGGAGACCAAGGACUCUGGAAGCUUCCUGCUGAAGAAUCUUAAGGACACGGAACGAAUGCAGCUGCUGAUGACGUUGGCGUUCAACCCUGAGCCGCUUGUGCUGCAGAGUUUUCCCUCUGAUGAGGGCUGGCCAUUCGCCAAAUACCUGGGGGCCUGCGGCCGGAUGGUGGCGGUGAAUUACGUGGGCGAGGAGCUCUGGAGCUUCUACAAUGCACCCUGGGAGAAAAGAGUGGAUCUGGCCAAGCAGCUGAUGGACAUCGCCGAGCAGCUGACCAACAACGACUUUGACUUUGCCCUUUACCUCCUAGACGUGAGCUUUGACAACUUUGCAGUCGGGCCUCGUGAUGGAAAAGUCAUCGUCGUCGAUGCAGAAAACAUCAUAGUGGCAGACAAGAGACUGAUUAAGCAAAAUAAACCAGAGAACUAUGACGUGUGGUACGAGAGCCGCUACGAGGAAUGCGACAAAGAGGCCUGUCUCUCCUUCUCCAAGGACAUCCUCUGCUCUCGAGUCACCGUGGACCACAACUACUACGCUAUCUGUCAGAACCUGCUCUCCAGAUUCGCCACCUGGCGUGGUACCACGGGCGGUCUCCUCCACGACCCCCCUGCCGAUGUGGUCAAAGACGGCCGCCUCACGGCCCUGCUGGACGAGUGCACCCGGCCUCAGAAACAGUACGGUCGCUUCCAGGCAGCUAAAGAAUUGCGGGAGUUCCUGACACAACUCACACAGCUGAGCAAUACUAACAGGUAGUGUCCAGAACAGGGGACGUUCUGUGCCCCCCACCCCCACCCCCACUCAAAAAAGACCUCUGAAGUACUUUUACAAAUGUGCUACCAGAUUCUGGAACACAUUCGUUCACCUUCAAGGGAGUCGCUAUUUCGUUGCCUCUAUCAAUCAUGCCAACAUUGGCUCCAGUCCUAUUCGGGGCUAAUUAAAGAAGUUUGCACAUGAGCAUGGAUUAAAGGGUCAUGUGAAAAUCAGCAGAAUACAGGCUCAAACUGCUGUGAUCACACUUGUGUUUGUGUGUGUGAAAGUUGAUUGUAAUAUCUGAUGUUUCAGUGAAUACCCUUGCUGCUAUUACAGGUUCUGAUCAGGAUCCUGUAAUACGGUUUCUAAUUAAUUAAGAAAUUGGGUGCUGUAGGUGCACCGUGAGCAGGGGUUAUAACUGAAGUGACACAGGGAGCUUUGUUUAUGUUUGGGUGAAUCUUAACAAAAACAUGUCCAGGUCAUGUUUUAAUCCAAAAUAAAACAAACAAAC
Messenger RNA from Sinocyclocheilus rhinocerous, 1837 nucleotides. It is a transcript of the gene dipk2aa, whose product is annotated as divergent protein kinase domain 2Aa. The coding region runs from base 31 to 1329 and encodes 432 amino acids. The record is from RefSeq and is a predicted model, not a curated record. Lineage: Eukaryota; Metazoa; Chordata; Actinopteri; Cypriniformes; Cyprinidae. The transcript has 4 exons.